AUGCAUUUUGGACUCAACAUAUCCACCACAGUCGCUUCUGCCACGGCCGCUAAACCCCACAAUGCUGUUCAUCGUCAUCUUCGCCACCAUGGAUACAGAAUCAUCGACCCAUCUUCCUGUUAUCCUUCUACCAAAACCGCCGUGAUAUUUCCAUCGACCCGCUCAUAUUCGCGCAGGUGUGUUUAUUUUUCUCGUCUUGUUCGCGACGCUCAAGGCGGCCGCCGAUUUUGCCGCGCCAAGGGGGAUGACCUUGGGCAGGAGGAAAAUCAACCAUUUAUCCCGGUCCCAGGUAACGAUGAUGGUGAAAACCAACAAUCGUCGCAGUUUUUGCAGCAAUUGGGCGAUUCCGCCAUUUUAUCCGCUUGUUUGGUUGGCCUGUUCACCGGCCUUGCCGUCGUACUUUUCAAUUACACGGUGCAUGAGAUUCGUGAUUUGUGCUGGGAUGGAAUCCCGGGCCGAGGUGCUGAGUGGUUGAGAGAUGAGCCAAUCAAAGCCAAAUGGGGACGCGUAAUAUUUGUUCCUGCUUUUGGAGGUCUGAUUGUUAGUUUGCUGAACAUGAUUUCCACUACUGUAGAGAAUGGUACUUUCAUGUCCAGCUUCAAAUCUGCUUUGAAACCAGUCCUGAAGACUCUGGCUGCUUGCAUCACUUUGGGGACAGGGAACUCCUUAGGCCCGGAAGGUCCAAGUGUCGAGAUUGGUGUCUCUGUGGCCAAAGGAGUGGGCAGUUUCUUGGAUAAGAGAGCUCAAAGGAAGCUAUCGCUCAGGGCUGCUGGGUCUGCUGCUGGAAUUUCUUCUGGAUUCAAUGCCGCGGUUGGUGGGUGUUUUUUUGCGGUGGAGUCUGUUCUGUGGCCGUCACCUGCAGAGUCUUCAUUGUCCUUGACGAAUCCAACUUCAAUGGUCAUUCUGAGUGCUGUAAUAGCUUCGGUCAUAUCAGAAAUUGGUCUUGGCUCUGAACCCGCUUUCGCUGUUCCCAUCUAUGAUUUUCGUUCUCCGGGUGAACUGCCACUCUAUCUUUUGCUGGGCACAAUUUGUGGAUUGGUUUCACUUGGCUUAUCCAACUCUACAUCUUUUAUGUUGGCCUUCUUCAAUGGUGUCCAAAGAAACACUGGGAUACCAAAAGCAGUACUCCCCAUAUUUGGUGGUUUGACAGUUGGGAUUAUAGCCUUAGCAUAUCCCGAGAUUCUUUACUGGGGAUUUCAGAAUGUUGAUACUUUGUUGGAAUCCCGACUAUUUGCCAAUAGUCUUUCAGCUGGUCUGUUGGUUCAACUGGUGGCUGUCAAAAUAGUGACCACUUCCUUAUGCAGAGCUUCUGGUUUAGUGGGUGGUUACUACGCCCCAUCUUUGUUCAUCGGUGCAGCUACAGGAAUGGCAUAUGGCAAAAUUGUCGGUUAUUUGGUUGCCAUAUCCAACCCAGUCUUUCAUCUGUCAAUUCUGGAAGUUGCUUCCCCUCAAGCAUAUGGCCUGGUUGGAAUGGCUGCUACUCUAGCAGGGGUGUGCCAGGUGCCCCUCACAUCCGUUUUGCUUCUGUUCGAACUAACACAAGAUUACCGAAUUGUACUGCCGCUUCUGGGGGCCGUGGGACUCUCUUCGUGGAUAACGUCCGAUCAGACUAGAAAAGGGGCCCCCACAGGCACCAGCCUAAGCCCGAAAGAAAAGAAUGAAGCUGUAGCCACGCAGGAAAGAUAUCCUAAUGAUAAUGACUCAAGCUUCAAAUCAACCUUUAACGAGCGAAACAGAAGUGGCAUUUGCGAGCUUGAGAGUUCGCUGUGUCUGAAUGAAGAUUCGGAUGAUGAUGCCAACAACUUGUUAGUGAAUGAAAUCACGGUUUCACAGGCAAUGAGAACAAAAUAUAUCACAGUGCGGAUGAACACUUCCCUGACCGAAAUGGUAGCCCACAUGCUGGAGGAGAAGCAAUCAUGUGCUGUGAUUGUUGACGAGAACAAUCGGCUCUUGGGCCAGCUGGCACUUGGUGACAUUCAGCAGUUCAUUGAACUGUCGAGAGGUAAAACAAACAGGAAACAUCAUCAGGUACUUGGAGUAUCCGAACUGUGUUCCUCUAUUGGGAAAAGAUGUUCCGUGGCAUGGACAGCAACCCCAAACAUGAGCCUCUUAACUGCUCGAACACUGAUGAAUAGACAUGGCGUAAACCAACUACCUGUCAUUGUGAGUGAUGGUGAUCAUGGAGGCUGUCCAGUCGGUCUAUUAGACAGGGAAUCCAUAGAUCUUGCUUGCAGAGCAUUUGCAAUCCGGGAGGGCCUCAACUGGUUCUUAGUGCAGGAGGAAUUCAAGAAUUGA
This is a messenger RNA of Striga hermonthica, 2295 nucleotides long. The record is from the annotation of a GenBank genome assembly. NCBI's taxonomy places the organism in Eukaryota, Viridiplantae, Streptophyta, Magnoliopsida, Lamiales, Orobanchaceae.